ACAUUCAGUGCAGCUUUUACAUAGUGAUUGUGCACCAGAGCAGCUUUUUAACUUUCAAGAGAAAGCGCUUGCUGAUUUCCCCAAUCUACAAGUAUGCACACGCUUGCCCUCUACCUAUUCUUGUUCCCUCUCCUCCCCUCCCUUGUCGCUGCCACCGAAAACCCACAGCCUUAUAAUGCAACUGAUUAUUUUUUACUCAACUGUGGUUCGACCUCCAACUCAACCUCAAAUAAUGGACGGAAUUGGGAAAAUGACUCAAAAUUCUCUCUCCCUGACAUGCGAAACACAUCAUUUCAAUCAACAGCCUCCAAACAAGACCCUUCUGUUGAGAUAGUCCCUUACAUGACUGCUCGUAUCUUCCACAAUCAAUUCACAUACUCCUUCCCUGUCUCACCAGGCCAAAAGUUUGUCCGCCUCUACUUUUACCCAGUUUCAUACUCCGGUGGGCUCGACAUAACCAAGUCCUACUUCUCCGUCACCGCCAAUAGUUUCACACUCUUAAGCAAUUUCAGUGCCUACCUCAACGUUUUUGGGACAAGCUCUCCCUUAGCCAAUAGAGAAUUCAUCAUCAACGUACUGCAGACCGAUGAAAGGCUCAACAUAACUUUUAUUCCAUCUCCAAGCUCUUACGCUUUCAUCAAUGGUAUUGAAAUCGUUUCUAUGCCAAACAAUCUCUACACAGACCACACAGACGACAGUGUCACCUUCGUAGGUAACAACCAUUUCUACAAUUUCGACGACACCACUUCUCUUGAGACUCUAUACCGGGUGAACGUCGCUGGUCGAGACAUCUCUUCUGUUAAUGACACCGGAAUGUACCGGGUUUGGGAACAGGACGAGAAAUAUAUUUUCGGUGGGGAUUUGGGAACAACUCCUUUCCUGUCCAACGCUAAGAUCCAAUACACUGACGACACGCCGGCCUACACAGCGCCAGAGACGGUUUAUAGGACUUACAGAACUAUGAAUCGAGAUUCUCAUGUCAACCUGAAAACCAACCUCACGUGGUUCUUCACAGUUGAUGUUGGGUUUCUUUACCUUGUUAGGCUGCAUUUCUGUGAGACUCAGCUGGAAGUUACUGAAGAGAAUGAACGCAUAUUUACCAUAUUUAUCAAUAAUCAGACGGCUGAGCGUGAAGCGGACGUGAUCCACUGGAGCGGUGGUAGUAAAAUUCCAGUCUACAGAGACUACAUUGUGUCUGUACAAGAUGAAAAACCUGGGAAGCAAGAAUUAUGGCUCGCGCUACAUCCAAACAUGAACUCGAAACCCGUAUACGCCAACGCAAUUUUGAAUGGUCUAGAAAUAUUCAAGCUCAAUAAAACUGAUGGUAGUCUUGCCGGGCUCAACCCAGAUCCGAUUACAUCAACCUCUCCACCAAUUGCAACCCGAGACUUGCCAUUAACGAAGCCAAAACAUAAUCUGACAACAACAGCAAUAAUUGCAAUAGCUGUUGGUGCAAUAUUUGGUAUAGCUCUACUCUCUGUUCUUAGUUUUUUGAUUUUCCGGAGGAGAAAGAGGGUCAAGGACUUGGGCAAGACCAAGUCAAACACAAUCAAUGGCUCAUCUCUACCGUCAGCUGUAUGCCGAUACUUUUCGUUUUCUGAAAUCAGAGCCGCCACAAACAGUUUUGAUGAUGUUUUGAUCAUAGGGUUUGGAGGGUUUGGGAACGUGUACAAAGGUUACAUUGAUGAUGGGGCCACCCAAGUUGCAAUCAAGCGACUCAAAUCUGGGUCACAACAGGGGGCCCACGAGUUCAGGACCGAGAUCGAGUUACUCUCCCAGCUUCGACACCAUAAUCUUGUGUCUCUGAUAGGCUAUUGUAAUGAAAACCGUGAAAUGAUACUCGUAUAUGAUUAUAUGACUCGUGGGACUUUACGUGACCAUUUGUACAACACCAAUAACCCUCCUCUUUCAUGGAAGCAACGGCUAGAGAUUUGUAUUGGUGCAGCGUAUGGGUUGCAAUACCUUCACGCUGGGGCUAAGCGUACGGUGAUUCACCGUGAUGUAAAGAGCUCGAAUAUUCUCUUGGAUGAGAAUUGGGUGGCUAAGGUUUCUGAUUUUGGGUUGUCUAAACUUGGUCCAACUAGCUUGUCGAAGACCCAUGUAAGCACAGAGGUUAAAGGUAGCUUUGGGUAUAUGGAUCCAGAAUAUUAUCGACUUCAACAGCUGACUGAAAAGUCCGAUGUGUACUCUUUCGGUGUAGUGUUGUGUGAAGUACUGAGUGCAAGACCACCGUUGCUUCGUACUGCUAAGAAGAACCAAAUGAGCCUUGUUGAUUGGUUUCAAGAAUGCUACCGUAAUCAAAUGCUUGAUGAAAUUGUUGAUUCAUUUUUGGAGGGUUCGAUCGUGCCAGAGUCUCUAAAGAAAUUUGGUGAGGUCGCAGUGUCUUGCUUGCUCGAUGAUGGAAUCAAACGGCCAUCGAUGAAUGAUGUGGUGUGGGGUCUCGAGUUUGCAUUGCAAUUACACGAGAGCCCAAAAAAUAUCAGCCUCGAUGAGACUAAAAUAGAAAUGGUGGAUAUUGAGAAAUCCCUUUAUCCAAUGUACGCAAUUGGGGAUAGUUCUGAUAGCAUGUUCGCUAGUAGUAGUGAACUCGUGUGGAAUUCAAAGGGUAGCGGCGUGACCAUGACAAGCAGCGAGGAGCAAAAUUUUGAUUAUACGCAAUCUGAUAAAUUGAUGUCAGGGAAUGUGUUUUCUGAGCUUAUGCAUGCAAAUGGGCGAUAAUAGAAUUCAAGCAAGAAGAGGGUGGUGGUAGUUCUUCUAAGCCGAAUUAAAAUAAAUAAAUUGUUAGUUUUAUAACUUUUCUUAGUGGCCAUAACGCCAAUCUUUUUUCUUUUUAUCUUUUUUUAGGAUAGGAAAUGCCAAUAUAUUUGAAUUUAUGCUUUGUAA
Molecule: messenger RNA, 2883 nt
Organism: Quercus robur (English oak)
Lineage: Eukaryota; Viridiplantae; Streptophyta; Magnoliopsida; Fagales; Fagaceae
Product: receptor-like protein kinase FERONIA
Exons: 1
Coding region: 94-2718 (874 amino acids)
Biological process (GO): protein phosphorylation
Molecular function (GO): ATP binding; protein kinase activity
Source: RefSeq, a predicted model, not a curated record